Molecule: messenger RNA, 1368 nt
Organism: Leptopilina heterotoma
Lineage: Eukaryota; Metazoa; Arthropoda; Insecta; Hymenoptera; Figitidae
Product: speckle-type POZ protein-like
Exons: 2
Coding region: 256-1368 (370 amino acids)
Biological process (GO): proteasome-mediated ubiquitin-dependent protein catabolic process; regulation of proteolysis
Cellular component (GO): cytoplasm
Molecular function (GO): ubiquitin protein ligase binding
Source: RefSeq, a predicted model, not a curated record
GUGAACUUGAAUCAAUCUAAAAGCCUAUUGCUUAUUAGACGUGCGAAUACUUUGCCUGCGUUUAGUCCUCAAUGAAAAAUUGUUCACGAGUUUUUCUUGCUUUCUAACGUGUCAUGUAUGAUAUUAUUGCAAAUAUUUAAAUAGUAGUAAAAAUAAUUUUUAAAAGUAUUUGAAAAAUUGCGAUAUUGUUAGAAAACAGCAGUGAAAAUAAUUUGGAAUUUCUGAAAAAUCCACUUUACUACAGCGCAGACAAAUAUGGCCACGUCUGAUAAACCUGGUGGAUACGUUACAGAUGAAGAUUAUUCUUCUACCAUUACAUAUAAUUUUAAGUGGACAAUUAAUAAUUUCGAGUUUGUUUGCAAAAACGUAAAAGUAAUUAAAUCUCGACAAUUUUCAACAAAGAAUUUUAAUGAUGGCAAAUGGAUAAUUAUGUUGGAACCUACAGAAUUAAUAGGAAGCAACAACGAUGUCUUUAAAAUUCAUUUGAUUUUUGACGAUCAAAAAUUUUUAAAGAGCAAAAAAUUACUAAAUCUUGAAAUAUCAUUUAAAAGGAGGGAUAAUUUAGAAAUAGUUAAAUCAUUUUUCCCUUGCACUGCAUAUGAUAAUCGAGGUGAGAAUAACAUAUUGUGGGAAAUAAAUGCAAAGGAUUUACUUUACGCCUUUAUCGACAGUGCACCAAGGGACCAAUAUGGACGAAAGUGUCGUGUAAUCCCAAUAUCUAUUGAUGUUACAUGCGAGAUUAAUAUUCUUGACAAUAUUCCGUCUAUAAUAAAAAAAUCGCUUAUUGAUAUUGAAAACUGUAAUAAUGAAAUAAUAGAUAAUAUUAAAAGUUUGCUCCACAAUGAAGAAUUCAAAGAUGUUACGUUUAAUGUUGAGGAUAAAAAAUUCACCGCUCAUAAAAAUAUACUCGCCAUUCGAAGUCCUGUAUUCGCUGCAAUGUUCAAGAACAAAAUGACUGAGGGACUAACAUCAGUUGUUGAAAUUAAUGACAUAAAACCAGCAAUCUUUCAACAAUUGCUGAAUUUUAUUUAUACGGAUCGAGUCAAGAAUCUAGAAGAAUCAGCAUUCGAAUUAAUAUACGUAGCGGAAAAAUAUCAACUGGAGAAACUUAAAAAUUUAUGCAUCAACAGUUUGAAUGAAAAAUUAUCUAUAAACACAGUUUCUAAAACUUUGGAGGUUGCCGAUUUUUAUUCAAUUGAGAACCUAAAGAAUGAAUGUCUAAAAUUUGUAAACGAUAAAAGAUAUGAAAUUAUCGAGACAAAGGAGUUUCAGAAAUUAUUAUUAGAUCGUCCAAAUUUAUCGAUUGACAUUUUAAAAAUAAAAGAAACAAGAAGGAACGAAUGUUAUGAAUAUUAUGAGUUAAGAUAA